Messenger RNA from Rhipicephalus sanguineus (brown dog tick), 3193 nucleotides. RefSeq names its product protein krueppel. NCBI's taxonomy places the organism in Eukaryota, Metazoa, Arthropoda, Arachnida, Ixodida, Ixodidae. The coding region runs from base 967 to 1563 and encodes 198 amino acids. The record is from RefSeq and is a predicted model, not a curated record. Gene Ontology annotation, cellular component: nucleus. The transcript has 2 exons.
UGGACGCGUUAUCUCGAGGUUGCAGGUUCAGUCUCUGCCGGCGGCGAGUUGUCCUUUUAUCCGCUUUAAUUUCUUCACAUUGAUAUCAUAGUUACUACAGAUAACGCCCCCUAUACUUUCCUUGGCUUCAUUGUUUUGUUGGUUUUCAUUAAAGUUGUGUCUAUCAAAGAAAAACAAAUUCCCCUUACUUUGUUCUUGUCCAGCAGAGUGAUUUCUGCCACGCUCUUUCCAAUGCUAAGCCAAUGCUUUUGUAGAUAGGGAUGAUGCUGGAAGCAUGUCCUUUAGCUCUGCAAUACACAUCCUGGUCUCAGAAGCUCUAUCUGGCCCACUGAUAUCAUUCUCCAUGGCCGCCUGGCAUUGCUGACUAAUGGUUGAUGAGGUGUCUGACAUUUUGAUUUCAUUGAGGGACAGCGCUCAUACUUCAUGCUAAGUACAAAACAGUAUGCUCCUUUCAUCCAAGUAAGUUUGGCCCAUAGCCACCACAUUUACAGAAGUAUAGAAACGCAUAUGCGAAGGAGCGAGACUUAAGUUAGGCAAAGAAAAAAGCAUCUUGUCCUUCGUUGAAAUCAAACUUGCUGCUUUGUGCACAGAUAUGUUGCACUAAGGUUUUCAUGAAAAACAGUAUCGUCUAAUGACUAAGCAACUUCAUUUACCAUGUCAAAGUGUUGCAGGGCUGACGUGGUGACACACCAAUGCACACAAAAAGGGUUGUCACUUAUGUCCUUCCUUUUUUCAUUUUUUAAUGUCUUGCUCAGCCUUUUUACCCUUUGUUUUGGUACUGUAGAACCAAAAGAGUUCAUUGUUCUUGCUAAUAGCUGCAUUUGCGGGAGGAUAUCAUUGUGGCAGUGUCGUACAAGGUAUGAACAGCUCAUUCAUUGAACCUUCUUUUUUUUUCUACCAAUUCCAGUUUUAUCAAAACAGCCAGUGCCAUCGAUUGAAUCCAAUUGUGAAAGUGAUAGCCUUAUCAUGCAACAGCCAUUUGGCCAAGUUCCUGCUGCCUUCCCAGCUGGCCGGCAGAGUGAUUUCCCCUUCUUGAAUCUUGAGGAUGAGCAAACAACGAUAGAAGACACUCUCGGAUACUUCAGUGAUGGACUGCGACAAACGGCAUUCCAAAAUGACUGCGUUGGCGCUUCUGCUGCAAGCAGCAAUGUUGUUCACAGUAUUAGCGCUGAUAGGGAAAGAGGACUGCCGUUGCUUCCUGAAUGGUCAAUUGCGAGCGAUUCCAUGUCACCGGAGAUAACUCUUUCGCGACAGGAAGAUCUGACUGUGACCAACCAACAACCAGCUGAACGCACCAGGAGGUCUGGGGUCAUUGCGCGUUCGUCCGGAACUUGGCAUCCGCAACAACAGCAUUCAUUGAGCCAUUCACCGAGGCGGCAGCAGUACCGAUGCCCCACCUGCCGCAAGAUCUUCACCCGAAAGCCUAACUUGAUGGCACACAUCCGAGUGCAUACAGGAGAAAAGCCUUUCAAGUGUCCCUACUGCCCUCGCGACUUCUCCGACAGAAGCAACGCCAGGAGGCAUGUGCUUACGCACAGAAGCCGUGCUCAGCGAAUAUUGUAGCGUACGGUAGAAGAGUGCAAGCUUGACAGAAAACCAGACAGAGGUCACGGCAACAUGGCCGCGACAACUGUGUGCCACGGAGUUCGUGUCAAAAACUGCGUUACUUGUUUCAGUCGCCGCAUUUCAAGACUCACGCGAGAGCCCAUAUUUAAUUCAUCAGUGCUAUGGUAACUUCACAAAGUGAAGCCGUCUUGUAAUGUGCAUUAAUUGUUAAUUUCGCAGUGUAUGCAUGAGUUAGGUCAUCGUGCAGGAGAGUGCACAAUAUUGAGGAAGCAGUGACAGAUAUCUCUGGGGAUCGAUUCUGUAGCUUCUCGCAUAUGGGAAGCCUUGGAUCUGGUACUGUUGUGCCAUUUACAUAGCAGUGCAGUCAUAGUUGAAUCGGCGCUUCUUGUUGGAAGAGUACGCAAUGUGAUUUUUCACCACAUUUGUCUCACCAUGCAGUUGUGAACGUGGCAAUUUCUGCAUGAUUGCAAUCACGUGUGCGAUCAGCACAAGGAACGCUUCAUGUGAAAUACUCUAACGUUUGGUGCACAUCAACAGAAUUGCAAAAAAAAAAAAAAAAAAAAUCUAGGUGUCUAUUUAAAGGGACACUAAAGAGCAAAGCGAUUUUUCUCGCAUUAGUAAAGUGGUCUUCCACGAUACCAAAAAACACCACGCUUGCUGCGAGAAGACGCUUAAUAAGCGAGAAAACGCGCAAAAAGAAAAUACAGGUGGCGACGCCACCUUGGAAUUCCCGCACCAUUUACCGUGACGUCACAUAUUUUUGACGGCGCCUGCUUGGGCCUACGUAGUUCCUAAUCGGCUAAAUCGAAGUACAUUGUCCUCUGUGGGGGCCAGAGACUUGAUAAAACGAGUUUGUGGAAAUUUCGUCGAGCCAGUAUCGCCAAAAUACGUUAAAUGCUCUUUGAAAUGUUUUACGUCACGAAUUACAAAGUUCGGCGCGAAAUUUAAAAAUGAAACUUUGAACUUGGUUUUCUCCGCUAAUAAUAAACCUAUGGUGGUGAAAUAAACUACACAAGUGUUCUCCGAGCACACUUUAUCAAUCUAAACCAAUUCAUUGUUUCUCUUUAGUGUCCCUUUAAGACCUGACUAACAUCUUACAUCAGCUUACAUCGUUCGGUGGAGGGUCCAUUGAUUGAUAGAAAUAAGAAGGUGCCAUGCGAUCCUAGAUGUUGUGUUUCGGCGCUCAUGAGGAUUCUAGUCAUCCAUCGUUUUCGCUGUUUGAAAUAGUACAGCAGCAAAGCAAAUGUCAUUGAGGUAAUAUUAUAUCUUGAAGGAAUGUGCGUGAUGCUAAUUGUGCGAAAUUCGCACCCACCUAUAACAGUUGAAAUCAGUUUUAGCAAUCCGUCGAUUCUGAUUGUGUGAAUUCGUACACAGCCAAACCCACUCAUAACAGUACCGGUUUUAACAAUAUAUUGGGUUGAACUUUUGUAUGAUUUCUUUAAAGGGACCGACAACUGCCCAGAAUAAGAAAUGAGUUGACUCUACUGAUGUAACGAUUGUCCGUCGGAUUGACUCAAACCAACCGUUUUUUUUUCGUGAGAGAUGGAUUUAUAUUUUUAUUUCUUAAUUGAAAUUUGCGAAAAAUGACCUGUGGCGGCAAAAACAUGAAUGAUCCGAUGAAGAUGGC